AUGCCUCCCAAUGGCGGGCUGACCGCGGCGGCCCUCGCCGCGGCGCAAGCCGAGAGUGACUCGGAGAUGUCCACCAUCGGCGGCGCCUCCGGCACCGACACCGAGACCGAGUCGAUUGCGUCGAGCCGCAACUCGGAACGGAACCGGAAGAAGAAGGACCGGAAGAAGGCCAACAGGAAGGCGCUGCAGGCUCAGCGGAUCGCGAUGAUGGCGGGGGGCGCCUCCUCCGACGCCGCCGCCGGGAGCGGCGACGCCGCCGCUGAGGGGGGCGCGGGCAGCGCUGCGAGCGAGCUGCUCGCGGGGAUGCAGCGAAAGUUCCUGCAGGGGAAGCGCGGCGUCGAGAAGCCGCCCUUCGCGCUGCCCGAGUUCAUCGCCGCCACCGGAAUCGAGAAGAUCCGCGCGUCGGUGCUGCACGACGCCUUCUUCAAGUUCCAGAGCAAGCCGCGCCUGAGCCGGUUCGGCGACACGUACUACGAGGGCAAGGAGCACGAGGUGCAACUGCGGCAGAAGAAGCCGGGCGUCGCGUCCGACGAGCUGCAAAAGGCGCUCGGGAUGGAGCUGGGAGGGCCUCCCCCGUGGCUGAUCAACAUGCAGCGGUACGGGCCGCCGCCGUCGUACCCGAACCUCAAGAUCGCGGGCCUCAACGCGCCGAUCCCCGAGGGGGCCACCUAUGGCUACCACCCGGGCGGGCGGCCGCUGUACGGCGACGUGUUUGGGACGGCCGGCGCCGAGCCUGCAGAGCAGCUGGCGCCGUCGCUGUCGCGCGACAACUGGGGCGCCCUCUCUGCCGACGAGGUUGCGGCGGGCAUCUCGUCGGUCGCCUCUAACUCGUCCCUCCCGUCCGGCCUCGCCACGCCCGACUCGCUGCACUUGCGCAAGCAGCUCGGCGCGCAGCGCGCCGGCACCGCGACGCCCUCGUCGGUGACGGACGGCGCGCAGACGCCGGAGUCGGUCUCGUCGGCGCAGCUCUACCAGCAGCGCGACGCCAAGGUGGGCGGCGCAGCCUUUGGCUCGUCCCACACUUACGACCUCUCCGGCGCCGCCCCCCCCCCCUCCUCCUCCGGCGGCGGCGCGAGCGGUGCACCACCCAGGCCGGGCAGCAGCGGCGUCGCACUGGCGCUCGACCCGUCCGAGCUGGGCAGCCUGGACGAGGCGGCGCUCAAGGAGCGGUACGAGGCGGCAAAGGCGGCCGAGAAGGAGGCGACCGCCCCCGAGGACGUCUCCGACAUCAUCGAGGAGCACGAGCGCAAGCGCGCGCGCAAGCAGGAGGGGCGCGGCCGCCGCUGA
Emiliania huxleyi CCMP1516 is the source of this 1287-nucleotide messenger RNA. RefSeq lists its product as hypothetical. Gene Ontology annotation, cellular component: U12-type spliceosomal complex; nucleus; U2-type spliceosomal complex. Gene Ontology annotation, biological process: mRNA splicing, via spliceosome. The record is from RefSeq and is a predicted model, not a curated record. The transcript is spliced from 7 exons. The coding region runs from base 1 to 1287 and encodes 428 amino acids. NCBI's taxonomy places the organism in Eukaryota, Haptophyta, Isochrysidales, Noelaerhabdaceae.